CAUGGAGAUUGAGCCGGAGAUGUUGGCCAUGGAGACCAUCGUCCCCGUCUACUUUGCCAAGGAAGACGACGAGCUUCUCUCCAUCUACGAGCAGACCCAGACCGCUUCUUCGUCGCAAGGCUCGGCUUCGGCUGCCGAAGUCCUUCUGCACACCGCGACGGCCAACGGCUUCCAGAUGGUAACCAGUGGAGCUCAGAGUAAAGCCGUCAACGAUUGGCUCAUCACAAGUAUAGAAGGGCGGCUGACAGGCCUGGGAGGAGAAGACCUGCCUACCAUCGUCCUAGUUGCUCAUUACGACUCUUUUGGAGUUGCACCGUGGCUGUCCCACGGGGCUGACUCCAACGGCAGUGGGGUUGCGGUACUCUUAGAACUCGCCCGGUUGUUCUCCCGGCUCUACACGUACAAGAGGACCCACGCUGCGUACAACUUGCUGUUCUUCGCAUCCGGAGGCGGCAAGUUUAACUAUCAGGGAACGAAGCGGUGGCUGGAAGACAACCUGGACCACACAGAUUUCAGUCUGCUGCAGGAUAAUGUGGCGUUUGUCCUCUGCCUGGACACUCUGGGGAGAGGGAGCAGCCUCCACCUACACGUCUCAAAGCCCCCAAAGGAAGGGACUCUUCAGCACACCUUUCUGAAGGAGUUGGAACAGGUUGUUGCCCACCAUUUCCCAGAGGUGAGGUUCUCCAUGGUGCACAAGAAGAUCAACCUGGCCGAAGACAUGCUGGCCUGGGAGCACGAACGCUUUGCCAUCCGCCGCCUCCCGGCCUUCACGGUCUCCCACCUGGAGAGCCACCGCGAAGGCCUGCGCAACAGCAUCAUGGACGUCAGGCCACGGGUGAACCUCCGGAUCCUGACCCGCAACACCCGGAUCAUUGUAGAAGCUCUGACGAGGGUGAUCUACAACUUGACAGAGAAGGGUGUGCCUGCUGACCUCCAGAUUUUCACGGAACAUAUGAUUCAGCAGGAGCAGAUGGAGUCGGUGAUGGACUGGCUCAGCAGUCAACCAAGGGCUGCCCAGCUGGUGGACAAAGACAGCACGUUCAUCAACACCUUGGAAUACUACAUGAGCCGCUACCUGAAAGACGUCAAACAGCAUUACGUGAAGGCAGACAAGCGGGAUCCUGAGUUUGUUUUCUACGACCAGCUGAAGCAAGUCAUGAAUGCAUAUAGGGUCAAGCCGGCCAUCUUCGACCUCCUGCUGGCUCUCUGCAUAGCAGCCUACCUUGGUGUGGCUUACGUCGCUGUCCAGCAUUUUGGCCUCCUUUAUAAGCUGGUCCAAAGGCUCUCUCGGAAGUCCAAACAGCAAUAAAACAACAGCACAGAAAUCUUCUGGUGUCCUUCCUUCCUUCCUCCACUGGAUCCUGCUUCUCUCCUUCUUCCUGCUCUUCUCUCCUACACCGGGGCAGGAAUGCAAAAGCACGAGAUGGUAAA
Molecule: messenger RNA, 1431 nt
Organism: Protobothrops mucrosquamatus (brown spotted pit viper)
Lineage: Eukaryota; Metazoa; Chordata; Lepidosauria; Squamata; Viperidae
Gene: NCLN
Product: nicalin
Exons: 13
Coding region: 2-1309 (435 amino acids)
Biological process (GO): regulation of signal transduction
Cellular component (GO): endoplasmic reticulum membrane
Source: RefSeq, a predicted model, not a curated record